This is a messenger RNA of Adineta steineri, 708 nucleotides long. Lineage: Eukaryota; Metazoa; Rotifera; Eurotatoria; Adinetida; Adinetidae. The record is from the annotation of a GenBank genome assembly.
AUGGAAGAACUCGUUGGAGAGCGUAAUAAACUUCAAGAAAAAAUCAACAAGGCAACAAAACUAAACAACUCAAGCAAUCCACUUAUUGAAGAUAUCAAUGUAUGGGAAAAGAUUACAGUUGAAAAAGUGCAACAAACAGCUGAACAUGCGCGUCAACAGGUUAAUGAGCUGAUGAAUUCAAAAUCUAGAAAAAUUACAAAUGAGUUCAAAGGCUUCUCAGAUGAAUUAGCUGAUUUAAAAGAAGCUGAUGAUUAUAUUGAACAUGAUUUAACAAGACUUAAACAAAAGAUUGAUCAACUUAAUAUAGAGUUGACUCAUUUUUCUCAAGCAACUAUAAUUGAAUUUAAUAAAGAAGAAAGUGAAAGAAUAAAAUGGGAUCGUAUUAUCUACGUUCAAGAAAAACCUGUCGAAGUUGAAUAUCAACAAACACCAACAAUAAUGAUAGAAAGCCCAGAAGCAACUGAAUCACUUUCUCAAAGGAAACUUGAUUGUGGCGGUCAAGCUUGUACAUAUUGUGGUAAAUGUUCUGGUUGGUAUUAUAAUCGUAAUAAGGAACGUUAUGUCCGUCGUGAUGGUAACACUUGUCGUCGUGAUAAUGGUAAUAGUUAUGAUGAUCGUGAUGAUGAUGAUGAUGAUGAUGAUGAUAGUCUUGAUCAUAGUUUUCUUCGUGGUCAUCGUAGUUAUCAUUAUCUCUGCAAGUGCAAAUAG